GCCUUUAAAAGCGGAAGAAAACUAACCAGCGUCCCUCAGCAGAGUAGCAUUAGCAGAAGUUAGCCUGUAUUUCUUAUUUUCUCUCCCCUGACUCUGGAUGGGUCUGAGAUGUCCGGGUUUGAGGAUCUGGAGGAUUUCUUCAGACGGAGACUCUUCGCUGCGGCUCGUCGAGACUUUGUGGAUCAAACUUCACCGUCUGGAUAUGAAGAGGAGCUUCAGAGACAGAAGAAACUGCUGGAUGUGAUUUUAACUCCUGAGAUCAAACUGCAGAGAACAGGUCAUCUCUCUUUAACUGACACAUUCACAUCUUCACACAGAUGUUAUUUUACUCUCUUCUUUCUCCUGUUAGAAAUUCAUCUUUGUGCUUCCUUCUUUUACUCUUGUGUGAUUAUAGAAAUAUGUCGUUUUUUAAUAGCAGAUACCGUAUUAUCACAUAUUAAAGAAUAAAGAGAAAAGGGCAUUGUCUGUAAAUAUAUAUGAAUAAAAGGAAUAAUGUAGCUGUGUGUAAAACUGCAGAACAUCAACAUAAACCAACAAAAAACAGUUUAAGUGAGAGCUGAGAACAACCAAGGCUGAGUAAAUUUAACCUAGACUUCCAAAAUCAGCAUCUCCUCAUCCAUGGUGUCAUCGGGGUGAAACGACGUCUAAAAACCUUUCACUUGUUCGUCUCCGCCCAAACAAGUGAAAGGUUGUGUUUUAUUUUGGAAAGAAGCCGGAUGUUUUGUUUUGUGUCUGUGCCCGACUUCCUUUCCAGCACGGGUUAAUCUGUGCUGAAUUUAUCCAGCAUGCUCCGUUGUCUGGGAAAAAUAGAACUCUUGCGAUCAGCUGCAGAGUCCGGCGGUCCGCAGAGGAACAGAAAGAAGCCGGUGGAAAUUGACACGUUAAAAUCAGCAGCGAUUGGGGGAUACAACCUUCUUGUAACUGUUUCGGAUGUGGUGGACAUUUGGGGUGAGAUGUCCUCAUCUUGGUAGCUCUGUGAAAAGAUCAGGUGAGGCUUUGCCUGGAUGUUUUUAGUUCACCCUAACUGGAUCUGGUUUACAUCGUUUCUUAGACAUGUUCUCGAUCUCAGCACCUGACAUUUGGCAGAAUCAGCCGACUGUACUGAUAACUGUACAGAUCUGACUCCGAGCAUCUGAGUCUUCUACCAUUAAAACUUCACUUAAAGCUUUCCUUUUAUGUGUCUCUUAUGUCAGAGUUUCCCUCUGGUGUCCAGCAGCUGUUGGUGGGAAAAGAAGAAACCUUUAAUCAGCAAGAAGAGAGCCCCAGUCUGGAGGAGGAGGACACAAAGCCCCCACACAUUAAAGAGGAACAGGAGGAACUCUGGAGCAGUCAGGAGGAGGAGCAGCUUCAAGGACUAGAGGGGGAUAUCAUCAGGGUCCAGUUCCCUUUCUCUCCUGUCCUUGUGAAAAGUGAAGAUGAUGAGGAAGAACCUCAAUCUUCUCAGCUUUAUCAAACACACCCUGAACAAACGGAAACAGGAACUGAAGAGGCCGACUGUGGAGAAUCAGAACCAGACACUAACUCCGACCUGGAGGGACAUUUACAGGCAGCUGUUGAGGUUGAGAUUGAGGAUUCUUCUGAAGGUGAGACUGAUGAGAUAAGAGAAGACCACUCUGAUGCUGAGACCGAUGAAAUAAGAGGAGAUCUUUCUGAAGCUGAGACCGAUGACAGUGAUAGUUGGAAGGGGACGUCAGAGCGCCGUUUAGGAUUAAACUGUGAGGAAAAUAUUAAAGACAAGGGAUCCAAAGUGGACAAGAAAGUACAUAGCUGCAUACAGUGUGGUGUAACAUCGACAAAGAAACACAAUCUGAUCACACAUAUGAGAAUUCAUACAGGAGAGAAACCCUUCAGCUGCUCUGACUGUGGUAAAAGAUUUGCCCGUAAAGAUAGCAUGGCCAGACACGUAAGAAUUCACAAAGAAAGGGCGAAUUUUAUCUGCUUCAAAUGUGGCAAAAGAUUCACUGAAAAAAGUUACCUGAUCACACACAUGAAAAUCCAUGUGGAAGAGAAACCCUUUGGUUGCCCUUGGUGUGGAAAAAUGUUUACCAAAAAUGGUUAUCUGGCUGAUCACAUAAGAAUUCACACAGGAGAGAAACCCUUCAGCUGCUCUGAAUGUGAUAAAAAAUUCAACUAUAAAAGAAGUCUGACACAACAUAUGACGAUUCACACAAGAGAGAAACCCUUAAGCUGCCUCGAAUGUGGCGCCAGAUUUUACUUUAAAAAGAGUCUGACUGAACACAUGGCGAUUCACACUGGAGGAAAACCCUUCAGCUGCUCUGAAUGCGGUAAGAGUUUUAAGCUGAAAGGUCAUUUGACCGAUCACAUACGAAUUCACACAGGAGAAAAACCGUUCAGCUGCCCCGAGUGCGGAAAAAGUUUUAACCAGAAGGGCAAUCUGACUGCACACAUGACGGUCCACAUGGGAGAGAAGUCCUUCAGCUGCCCUCAGUGUGGCAAAAUGUUCACUCGAAAAGGUAAUCUGAAGGUGCACAUGAGAAUUCACGCCGAAGAGAAACUAUUCAAGUGCUCUGAAUGUGGAAAGGGUUUCAACUACAAGUCAAAGCUGAGAGCUCACAUGGCACGUCACGAAGCAGAAAAACUCGUACAUCAAACGUAAAGGUUCCCAAACGCAUUUUAAGACUUAUAUUAGUUCACCUUAUUUUAUCUUUUAUUUCCGUUAACACCUUACCGAUCCUCACAUACUCUGUAUUUUCAGUUUCCCUGUCAUCGUACACAAAGCACUUAACACUUUCCUUCUUUGACUGAUCAUCGGACAAUAGUCAUCACCAGCAUGUUUCAUAAAAUGCUCUCAGAACUCUUACUUUGAAAUAUUUUGCUUCGUUUUCUGUUGUCCUGAAUAAUAAUAUGUGUGUGAAUGAGGUUUGAUCCACACUUAGGUAGUAUGAGAUGACAAUGGCAGUAACCAGCACAUAACUUAUCAAAACAGGAGUAUGAGAGCGUUCAUAUCUAACAGGAGAUUUUAUGAAAAGAUGCACAAUAUGAGCGAUUGUCUACAUUCAUUAUAGACAAAAAAAUGUGUAAAACUGUGUGGCAGUAAAAACAACAGAUCAUGUGUUGGAAAAAUGUGUUUCAUUGCCACCAACUGUUUGAAUGCAAAUGUUCAAAUAAACAUUGUAUAUACCA
Xyrichtys novacula (pearly razorfish) is the source of this 3144-nucleotide messenger RNA. NCBI's taxonomy places the organism in Eukaryota, Metazoa, Chordata, Actinopteri, Labriformes, Labridae. The record is from the annotation of a GenBank genome assembly.